Molecule: messenger RNA, 1064 nt
Organism: Magnolia sinica
Lineage: Eukaryota; Viridiplantae; Streptophyta; Magnoliopsida; Magnoliales; Magnoliaceae
Product: calcium-binding protein CBP-like
Exons: 5
Coding region: 60-857 (265 amino acids)
Molecular function (GO): calcium ion binding
Source: RefSeq, a predicted model, not a curated record
CCCAUCUUGCUCUCUCUCUCUCUCUCUCUCUCUCUCUCUCUCUCUCUCUCUCUCAGACGAUGGCAGGUUAUGGCUACGGCUACGGUGCGCCGGGGUCGCAACCCCCUUACGGCUCGAACCCCUACGCCCCUGCCGGGCAACCCUACGCCGCGGGCCCACCACCAUACGGUGCGCCAUCAGCGCCAUACGCCCCACCCUACGCCCCGGGCGUGAAGCCCCCAAAGGAAGGCAAGCCCCACAAGUACAACCAAGGCGGCAUGUCUCCUCCCUCGGCUUAUCCUGCGCCAUCUUCCUACGGCAGCCCGUUCGCCGCGCUGCUUCCGUCGUCGUUCCCUCCCGGGACCGACCCGAACGUCAUAGCCUGCUUCCAGAUGGCGGAUCAGGACGGGAGCGGAUUCAUCGAUGACAAGGAGCUGCAGAGGGCCCUCUCUUCUUACAAUCAGAGCUUCAGCAUCAGGACCGUUCAUCUGCUCAUGUAUCUCUUCACCAACAGCAACCUUCGGAAGAUCGGACCGAAGGAAUUCAGCUCUGUGUUUUACAGCCUUCAGAACUGGCGGGGGAUCUUCGAGAGGUUUGAUAGGGAUAGGAGCGGGAAGAUUGAUGCCUCAGAGCUACGAGAAGCUCUUCUGAGCCUUGGAUUUUCAGUUUCUCCAGUCAUCUUGGAUUUACUUGUCACCAAAUUCGAUAAGAGUGGGGGCAAAAAUAAGGCAAUCGAAUAUGAUAAUUUCAUUGAGUGCUGCCUAACUGUUAAGGGGCUGACAGAGAAGUUCAAGGAAAGGGACACGGCGUACUCGGGCUCAGCAACGUUCAACUAUGAAGCUUUCAUGUUGACCGUUUUGCCCUUCCUCAUUGCAUAGGAAUCUCUCCCCUUUUUUCCCUUACUUCGUUGUAUGAAGUUAGAUGUGGUUUCCGUGUGCUUUGGAUUUGUUACCGUGGAACUGGAGACCCUACGUGUUUCUCUCCACUUUCUUUUUUCUUUUUUACUAAUCUAAAACGUGUACUUGUAAUAUUAGGGUGUGUUUGGACGUGCCUUGAAUUGCAAUACAAAUAAUGCAAUCUAGUCA